Colletotrichum spaethianum is the source of this 2199-nucleotide messenger RNA. Its product is annotated as sexual differentiation process protein isp4. Gene Ontology annotation, biological process: transmembrane transport. Gene Ontology annotation, molecular function: oligopeptide transmembrane transporter activity. Lineage: Eukaryota; Fungi; Ascomycota; Sordariomycetes; Glomerellales; Glomerellaceae. The coding region runs from base 1 to 2199 and encodes 732 amino acids. The record is from RefSeq and is a predicted model, not a curated record. The transcript is spliced from 4 exons.
AUGGCCUUCAGCAAGUGGAGGGGCAAGGUGUCGGAGCGGCCCAUCGUGGUCGAUGCCGUCGCGACCGGCACCGACGCCCAGGGCCUCGAGACCGUCAACCCCGAGGCUGAGCUCAAGAAGUUCAAGAAGAUUCACAAGUGGGAUCCGUUCUUGGACAUUGAGACGCUCGACACCGCAGAGAACGCUCUCAACUCUGGCGACUACGAGAAGGAGGCUGCCGUCGAGGCUGCUCUCCACGAGGACUCUCCUUACCCCGAGGUCAGGGCUUCGGUUCCCCCAUUUGAUGACGAUGAUAUGCCCAUCAACACUCUUCGUGCCUGGUUCCUCGGUGGCCUCAUGUGUACCAUCAUCGCCGCCUGUAAUAUCCUCCUCGGUCUCCGUCGGUCACCCAUCACUAUCACCUCCACCGUUGUGCAAUUGGUGUCUUACCCCAUGGGAUGCGGGUUGGCCAAGUUCGUCCCCGAGGCCAUGGGUCUCGGUAUUGCAGGUGUCUUGCGUCGCUACCUCGUCUGGCCUGCUGCCAUGGUUUGGCCUGCGACCUUGAUCACCACAACUGUCAUGUACUCGCUUCACGACCACUCGUCUUCGGACCCAGCCCUUACCAACGGCUGGAGGAUCGGCCGCUACAAGUUCUUCAUCAUUGUUGCUGCCGCUACUUUCGUCUACGAGUGGAUUCCUGAGGUGUUUGCCCAGUUUCUCCAAAUCUUUACCUUCGUAUGCUGGAUUGCCCCCAACAACGUCGUCGUCAACCAGAUCUUCGGCGGCCAGACUGGUCUUGGUCUCAUCCCCAUCUCGUUCGAUUGGAGCAUCAUUUCCGGUUACUUGUACUCUCCUCUUCAAACCCCUGCGUUCGCCAUCGCCAAUGUCGGUGUCGGAAUCCUUAUCAUGCUUCUUGGCUGUGUUGGUCUUGCUUGGGGUGGACCCGAGUUCUACCGUUACUUGCCCAUCAGCGCGAACCAGAACUUCGACCAUUUCGCAAACAAGUACAACACCAGCCGCAUCCUGACUCCUGAGUUCACCUUCAACGAGACUGCUUACAAGGAGUACUCCCCUCUCAUCCUGGGCCCUGCGUUUUCGCUGAGUUACGGCAUGGGCUUCGCUGGUCUCAUCAGCACACUGGUUCACGUUGCUCUUUUCUACGGCCAAGACAUUAUCGACCGUACUCGCUCAGCUACCACUGAGGAGGCUGACGUCCACCUGAAGCUGAUGCGCAAGUACAAGGAGGCUCCUGAGUGGUGGUUCAUGAUCAUGUUCGGCAUCAGCUUCGCCUUCGGCAUCAUUGCUUCUCAAGUCUGGGACACUCAUCUGGAAUGGUGGGCCUACAUCAUCUGCAUCCUCAUCGGUGCCUUCUUCAUCCUGCCUGUCGGUAUUAUCCAGGCCGUCACGAACCAGCAAACCGGUCUCAACGUCGUCACCGAGAUGAUUGUCGGCUACAUGACCCCGGGUCGCCCCGUCGCCAUGAUGCUGUUCAAGUCUUGGGGUUACAUGCUUUGCUACAACGGCUUGCAGUAUGUGUCAGACAUGAAGGUUGGCCAUUACAUGAAGAUUCCUCCCCGCACCAUGUUCGCUGCCCAGACCUUUGCUGUUGUUUGGCUGUCCUUGGUGCAACUCGCUACCUACAACUUCCUCCGUGGCAACAUUGACGGCAUUUGCACUACCACCCAGGCUCAGGGUAUUACCUGCCCCCAGGCCCGUACUUUCUACAACGCCAGUGUUAUCUGGGGUGUCAUCGGUCCUGCUCGGAUGUUUGGUGCUGGCCAGCUUUACUCUUGGGUCAACUACUUCUGGCUCAUUGGUGCCGCCUGCCCCGUCAUCCAGUACUUCCUCGCCCGCCGCUACCCCCGCAGCAUUCUCCGCUACAUCUUCUUCCCCGCCAUCUUCGGUGCUGCUGGUAUGAUCCCUCCCGCGACCAUCUGGUGGCUGGGACAGUGGGUUAUUGUCGGUCUCAUUUUCAACUGGUGGCUCCGUGCCCGCUACCUUGGCUGGUGGACUCGCUACAACUACGUCCUGUCUGGUGCCCUCGAUAUCGGUACCGCUCUUUGCAUUGUUGUUUCUGGUCUCGGGUUGGGUUUGUCCAACACAAACUUCCCCGACUGGUGGGGCAACACGGUGCCUUACGCCAACCUGGACUCUGACGGCGCUGCCGUCUCAAAGAUUCUCCCCGACGAUGGGUCUUUCAUCGGACCGACCCACUGGUAA